UUAACGUUUUGGGGGAUGGAGCUAAAUCAACCCUAAAAGGGGUGUCCUGAGAGAAGCCUGGCUCUUCGUAAGUCAGAACAGGUAACAGGCAUCCGUUUUACCCUAAACGCCCUAUUUUCUAUCUCACAGAUUCGCCGGCGACGAUGGCUGCAAAAGACUCCGACCCUUCAUUAGGGUUUCUGACGAAGAAAGAAACGGAGGUGAAGCUGCCGCGGCCGACUAGGGUUAAGAACAAGACCCCAGCCCCCAUCCAAAUCACCGCUGAGCAAAUCCUCCGAGAAGCUCGUGAACGGCAAGAGGCUGAAAUCCGACCGCCGAAGCAGAAGAUCACUGAUUCGACUGAGCUCGCUGACUAUCGCCUCCGCAAACGGAAGGAGUUCGAAGACCUAAUCCGAAGAGUGCGAUGGAACAUCAGCGUCUGGAUCAAGUACGCGCAGUGGGAGGAGUCUCAGAAGGACUUCAACCGAGCGCGAUCUGUGUGGGAGCGAGCGCUCGAGGUCGAUUACAGGAACCACACGUUGUGGCUGAAGUACGCCGAGGUGGAGAUGAAGAACAAGUUCAUCAACCACGCGCGGAAUGUCUGGGACCGCGCUGUCACUCUAUUGCCUCGCGUCGAUCAGCUCUGGUACAAGUACAUUCACAUGGAGGAGAUGCUGGGGAAUGUGGCUGGUGCUCGGCAGGUUUUCGAGAGAUGGAUGACUUGGAUGCCGGACCAGCAGGGUUGGUUAUCAUACAUUAAGUUUGAGAUUCGAUACAACGAGAUGGAGAGAGCGCGGGGAAUUUUUGAGCGGUUCGUGCAGUGUCACCCGAAGGUCGGGGCAUGGAUUCGCUAUGCCAAAUUUGAGAUGAAGAAUGGAGAGGUUGCGAGGGCAAGGAAUUGUUACGAGAGGGCCAUUGAGAAGUUGGCCGAUGAUGAGGAUGCUGAACAAUUGUUCCUUGCAUUUGCGGAAUUUGAAGAGCGGUGUAAGGAAUCCGAGCGUGCUAGGUGCAUUUACAAGUUCGCUCUUGACCACAUACCAAAAGGUAGGGCGGAGGACUUGUACAGAAAGUUUGUGGCAUUUGAAAAGCAAUAUGGUGACAAGGAGGGAAUAGAGGAUGCAAUCGUGGGGAAGAGGAGGUUUCAGUAUGAAGAGGAGGUUAGGAAGAAUCCACUCAAUUACGACUCAUGGUUUGAUUAUAUUAGAUUGGAGGAGAAUACAGGGAACAAAGCCAGGACUAGAGAAGUUUAUGAGCGGGCUAUUGCUAAUGUUCCUCCUGCUGAGGAGAAGCGAUACUGGCAGCGCUACAUUUACUUGUGGAUUAAUUAUGCUUUAUACGAAGAGCUUGAGGCAGAAGACGCGGAGCGGACACGAGAUGUAUAUAGGGAGUGUCUUAAGCUGAUUCCUCACGACAAAUUCUCAUUUGCGAAACUAUGGCUUAUGGCUGGCCAGUUUGAAAUACGACAAUUAAAUCUCAAGGGUGCCCGUCAAAUCCUGGGGAAUGCAAUUGGAAAGGCUCCAAAAGAUAAGAUUUUCAAGAAAUACAUUGAGAUCGAGUUGCAACUCGGCAAUAUAGAUCGUUGUCGGAAGUUAUAUGAGAAAUAUUUGGAGUGGUCCCCUGAGAACUGCUAUGCUUGGAGCAAGUAUGCUGAAUUGGAGAAGUCUUUGUCUGAAACAGAGCGAGCUAGAGCUAUCUUUGAGCUUGCAAUUGCUCAACCUGCAUUGGAUAUGCCAGAGUUAUUGUGGAAGGCAUAUAUUGACUUUGAGAUAUCAGAGGGAGAAUUCGAAAGGACCAGGGAGCUCUAUGAGAGGCUUCUAGAUCGAACAAAGCACUUGAAAGUGUGGAUUAGUUAUGCAAAAUUCGAGGCAUCUGCUAUGGUGGAGGAUGACAUGGGUGCAGACUUACCAGAAGAUGAUGCCCAGGAAUCUAUUCUAGAAGAAAAGAGGCAAUGCAUUGAACGAGCUAGAAGGGUUUUUGAGAAAGCCGUUAACUAUUUUAGAACAUCUGCACCUGAACUGAAAGAGGAAAGGACCAUGCUUCUGGAAGAGUGGUUGAACAUGGAAAGUAGCUUUGGUGAGCUUGGUGAUGUCAAUUUGGUCCAGAUAAAGUUGCCCAAGAAACUCAAGAAGAAGAGGCAAAUAGUAACGGAGGAUGGUCCAUCUGGUUACGAGGAGUAUAUAGACUACCUGUUCCCUGAGGAAACCCAGACCACAAAUCUCAAGAUUUUGGAAGCAGCAUACAGGUGGAAGAAGCAAAAAACUUCUGAUGACGAAUAGAAGGGUAUAUCUUGUAAAUACGUGGAGCUUUUAUUGAACUUACCUUUUUAUUUAUUUUUCUCUGAAAUAGAAUCCAACACCAGAGAAACUUCAUUUUUGUAAAACACAUCUAAAUGUUAGUGCUUAUUGUUUUAUUUAUGCUUUAACUGCAAAGACGUGGAAGAAGCAGAAAUUGCUGAUGGCAGGUAGCAGGUAGCAGGUUUUAUCCUGUAAAUAUGUGGAGUUUUGUAACGAAGGUUAGGCCUUCUUUUAUGCUAGAGUUCUUUGUUUCAUGGUGCUUUA
Messenger RNA from Vitis riparia (riverbank grape), 2537 nucleotides. RefSeq names its product crooked neck-like protein 1. Gene Ontology annotation, biological process: spliceosomal complex assembly; mRNA splicing, via spliceosome. Bases 144 to 2255 code for a protein of 703 amino acids. Gene Ontology annotation, molecular function: protein binding. The record is from RefSeq and is a predicted model, not a curated record. Gene Ontology annotation, cellular component: precatalytic spliceosome; post-mRNA release spliceosomal complex; Prp19 complex. Lineage: Eukaryota; Viridiplantae; Streptophyta; Magnoliopsida; Vitales; Vitaceae. The transcript is spliced from 7 exons.